Molecule: messenger RNA, 393 nt
Organism: Knipowitschia caucasica
Lineage: Eukaryota; Metazoa; Chordata; Actinopteri; Gobiiformes; Gobiidae
Source: the annotation of a GenBank genome assembly
AUGGGAGACACACCAUGGACCUGGGAACACCAUACCAUGGACCUGGGAACACCAUACCAUGGGAGACACACCAUGGACCUGGGAACACCAUACCAUGGGAGACACACCAUGGACCUCGGAACACCAUACCAUGGACCUGGGAACACCAUACCAUGGGAGACACACCAUGGACCGGGGAACACCAUACCAUGGGAGACACACCAUGGACCUCGGAACACCAUACCAUGGACCUGGGAACACCAUACCAUGGGAGACACACCAUGGACCGGGGAACACCAUACCAUGGGAGACACACCAUGGACCUCGGAACACCAUACCAUGGACCUGGGAACACCAUACCAUGGGAGACACACCAUGGACCGGGGAACACCAUACCAUGGUAUGGUAUUGUGA